AUGGGUGGGAAUAUUGUACAUUCAAAUUAUAAAAAUAUAAAUUACAAUAUAUAUGAAUUGGUUAAUAAAUUUUAUUCUAGGCAAAAGAUUAUAGAAGGAUAUGAUGAACAAUAUAAGAACACAUAUCAAACUGAAUGCAAUGCUUUUAAUGAAAAUUUUUCACAGAAUCAUGAAUUUAAUGAUGAAAAUAUAUGCUACAAAUCUAUGUACUAUUUAAAUGAAAUACAAAGACAAUAUCAUUCCAAAGAAGAUUCCGGUUGUAUAUACUUGUAUUACUGGAUAUAUGAUAAUUGUAAGGGAAAAUGCGCCAAAACAAAAAUAAUAGAUAUAUAUAUAUAUUUGAUCAAUAAAUAUAAAGAACAAAAUGACCCUGUAUGCACAGAACAUGAAGAAAAUAGUAUCUCCAAAUAUGAAUUUGACAAACUCAAAGAUAUAUAUGACAUAAAAAAAGAACAUACAGAUAGUGAAAAUUAUGAUGCAUAUUGCAAUAAAUUCAGAUUAAUAUAUAUGAAACGAAAGGAUGAAUGUGAUUACAAAGCACAUUCAGACUUUUGUAAUGCAUUAGAAG
Plasmodium gonderi is the source of this 568-nucleotide messenger RNA. Its product is annotated as variable surface protein. The record is from RefSeq and is a predicted model, not a curated record. The transcript has 2 exons. The annotation marks the transcript as partial. NCBI's taxonomy places the organism in Eukaryota, Apicomplexa, Aconoidasida, Haemosporida, Plasmodiidae.